CUCCAGGAAAAGAAAUUAAAUGCACACACACAGAGGCACAGAGGGACGGGCGAUUUGAAAAUAUUCCUGCGAACGCAAUUUGCGCUCAUGCGGCACAGGGUCACAUGAAAGAGGCCGCCUGAAGAGCUGGCUGGCACAGGUUUAUUUUGUUGUAAUAUUUUCUUCCACCCCCCAGCUCUUUACCCAGUGGAAUGAUAUCCAGAGCAAGUUUUUUGAGACAGGAAGUGAGGAAUGUUUUCACUAUGAGUGAUCUGAGAAGAAGGUGGGUUAGCCGAGAUAGCAGCUGUUUCGGACAAGAGGAACACAGUAAGUCAGCUCCCGAGGAAUACAGAUGAGAUGGCUCCGGGAGGAAAAGUCUUGGAGCACUGAGGACUUUUUUCAGCUACACGUAUGUGAGGGGAGACUCGCUGUCUUUGGAUCGCUGUGCAAGAAUUCCAGUGGAUGUCUCUUCUGCUUAUUUCUUGGUGGAAAACUUACUUGUCUUUAAUGGAUACUGCUGCUGCUGGUUGAUCUCUGGAGACUUUACAACUUCUUACCUGUUGAGAGCAGACAACUUCCCGUCCCCUCUCAAGGUCCUGUUGGUAGUACCUCUUUAAUAGUAACCAUCUGAGGGGGAAGAAAGAAGAUGCCUCUACCUUUUGGGUUAAAAUUGAAACGAACUCGACGUUACACAGUAUCCAGCAAGAGCUGCUUGGUGGCUCGUAUCCAGCUGCUCAACAAUGAAUUUGUGGAGUUCACGCUGUCAGUGGAAAGCACCGGCCAGGAAAGUCUGGAAGCAGUGGCUCAGAGGCUUGAAUUGCGGGAGGAUGGUGAUUCCUCAGGUCACUGUACCCUUGAGGCAGAUUACGUAUUUCAGUCUGUGGUAUUAUAAUAAGCAGAAUCAGCGCAGAUGGGUAGAUUUGGACAAGCCUCUGAAAAAGCAGCUGGACAAAUAUGCCUUAGAGCCAACUGUGUAUUUUGGAGUAGUGUUCUAUGUGCCUACUGUUUCUCAGCUUCAGCAGGAGAUUACCAGGUAUCAGUAUUAUCUGCAAUUAAAGAAAGAUAUCUUGGAGGGCAGCAUUCCUUGCACACUGGAACAAGCAAUACAUUUGGCUGGUUUGGCUGUUCAGGCUGAUUUUGGAGACUAUGAUCAGUAUGAAUCUCAGGAGUUUCUACAAAGAUUUGCUUUGUUUCCAGUGGGUUGGCUACAAGAAGAGAAAAUAUUGGAAGAAGCAACACAGAAAGUUGCCUUGCUACAUCAGAAGUACAGAGGCCUUACUCCUCCUGAUGCGGAAAUGUUAUAUAUGCAAGAAGUAGAACGAAUGGAGGGCUAUGGUGAAGAGACCUACCCUGCAAAGGACAGCCAAGGAAGUGACAUAUUCAUUGGAGCAUGUCUUAAUGGUAUCUUUGUGAAACACAAAAAUGGUCGUCCUCCUGUUGUAUUUAGGUGGCAUGAUAUUGCCAACAUGUCCCACAAUAAAUCCUUUUUUGCAUUAGAGCUGGCCAACAAAGAAGAGACAAUUCAAUUCCAAACUGAAGAUAUGGAAACAGCAAAAUAUGUGUGGAGGAUGUGUGUGGCUAGACACAAAUUUUACAGACUAAAUAAAUGCAGCCUAGACUCCCUGGACUCUCCACCUGAGGAGGGCUCUCAGAAAUCUUCCCUCAUUCUUUCCCUUCCACGCUUUCCAAUCCUUUCUCGUCCUUCACUUCCUAAAGGACAAACUCAGCCCGUUACAGUGAAUCCUGUUAGAAGACGGUCUUCAUCCAGAAUGUCUAUGCCUAAGCCUCAGCCUUAUAUGAUGCCUCCACCACCUCAGCUGCAUUACAAUGGUCAUUAUACUGAACCAUAUGCAUCUUCCCAAGAUAACCUCUUUGUGAGCAAUCAGAAUGGAUACUACUAUCACUCUCAGACUAGCUUGGAUAGAGCCCCUCAUGACUACAGUGGUCGGAUCCGCAAUGGUAGUGUCUAUAGCGCACACAGCACAAACUCCUUGAACAACCCACAGCAUUACUUGCAGCCAUCCCCCAUGUCCUCUAACCCAAGCAUUACUGGAAGUGAUGUCCUCAGAACUGAUUAUGUCCCCUCACACAGACAUAGUGCACUAAUACCACCUUCUUAUCGUCCCACACCAGACUAUGAGACUGUGAUGAGGCAGCUCAACAGAGGAAUGGUGCACACAGAUAGGCAGAGUCAUUCAAUGAGAAAUCUUAACAUCAGCAAUUCCUAUGCUUACAGCAGACCCGAUGCCUUAGUUUACAGUCAGCCUGAAAUACGAGAACAUGCUCACUUUGCUGCCCCACAGUCUAACCAUUAUCCAUUUAACCUGAACUACAGCUUUCAUAGCCAAUCACCCUACCCCUAUCCUGCUGAAAAGCGCCCAGUUGUUGGGGCAGUCAGUGUACCUGAGUUGACAAAUGUGCAGCUCCAGGCUCAGGAUUAUCCAGCACCAAAUAUAAUGAAGACCCAAGUCUAUCGACCACCUCCCCCAUACCCGUACCCAAGGCCUGCAAACAGUACUCCAGACCUUUCCCGGCAUAUCUACAUCAGCAGCAGCAAUCCAGAUCUUAUCACAAGGCGAGUGCACCAUUCUGUCCAGACAUUUCAGGAAGACAGCCUGCCUGUGGCACAUUCUCUUCAGGAAGUCAGUGAGCCUCUAACAUCGGCACGCCAUGCGCAGCUGCAGAAAAGGAACAGUAUUGAAAUAGCAGGCUUGGCUCCCAGCUUUGAAGGAAUAAGGAUUAAAGAGAGGACCAUGUCAGCUUCUGCAGCAGAUGUGGCUCUUCCAAGAGUUAUCUCAGAAGGGUCACAGCCCAACAUUCUGAUGGAGAGAGCGAAGCAAAAAGAAGGUGAGCAGGAAGAAUGUGUGAAUUGUGAUCAUAAGAAAACCCUUUCAGAUGCCACUAUGCUGAUUCACAGUAGUGAGGAAGAAGAAGAAUUUGAAGAAGAAAACAAGGCUAAUACAAGUCUUUCUCCUCUUCCCGAAGAUCAAACCCAACUUUCAUCUGUUAUGGGAGGUUAUUCUCAUGAUUCAGUACUGAACUACCCUUAUAGCUCUGUUGCUUCAUCUGCUGGCCCUUUGCAUAUUCUUGAGCCUAAAUUGCAUAUUUCAGAGGCAGAGAAGAGAAUGAAAGAUAUGAGCCCCGUUCAUUUACUAGUAGAAAGCCAGGUCCAGAGAAGAGGGGAAGGACUGCUUACUCCAUCCAUGUCAGAAUCUGAUCUUACAACAUCAGGGAGAUACAGAGUAAGGAAAGAUUCAGUAAAGAAGAGACCUGUGUCCGAUCUUUUGUCUGGGAAAAAGAAUAUUGUGGAAGGCCUUCCCCCACUAGGUGGUAUGAAAAAGAAUAAAAAUGAUGCAAAAAAAAUUGGGCCUUUAAAGCUAGCUGCCCUAAAUGGACUGGCAUUGACUAGAAUGCCUCUGCCAGAUGAGGGGAAGGAAGAACCAACAAGAGCAACAAAUGAUGAAAGGUGUAAAAUUCUGGAGCAACGGUUAGAGCAGGGCAUGGUGUUCACUGAAUACGAGCGCAUCCAGAAAAAAAGGCUUAUCGAUGGUGAGUGCUCAAUAGCUCGGCUUCCUGAAAAUGCUGAAAGAAACCGGUUCCAGGAUGUCCUGCCUUAUGAUGAUACCAGAGUAGAGCUAGUCCCAACCAAAGAAAAUAACACAGGAUACAUCAAUGCAUCUCAUAUCAAGAUCUCUGUUGGGGGCAUAGAGUGGGAUUACAUUGCUACGCAGGGCCCUUUGCAGAAUACAUGUCAGGAUUUCUGGCAGAUGAUCUGGGAACAAGGAAUUGCCAUCAUAGCUAUGGUGACGGCAGAGGAAGAAAGUGGGCGAGAAAAAAGCUUCAGAUACUGGCCACGUCUUGGUUCACGACACAACACCGUAACCUAUGGAAGAUUUAAGAUUACCACGCGAUUCCGUACUGACUCAGGCUGCUACGCAACUACAGGUUUGAAGAUUAAACAUCUUCUCACAGGACAGGAGAGGACGGUUUGGCAUUUGCAGUACACUGACUGGCCAGAGCAUGGCUGUCCAGAAGAUUUAAAGGGAUUUUUAUCAUACUUGGAAGAGAUACAGUCCGUGCGGCGCCACACGAACAGCACUGCGGAUCCUAAAAGCUCCAAUCCCCCUGUACUGGUGCACUGCAGUGCAGGUGUGGGGCGAACUGGAGUGGUCAUACUGUCAGAGAUCAUGAUUGCUUGCUUGGAACACAAUGAGAUGCUGGACAUCCCACGAGUGCUGGACAUGUUGAGGCAGCAGAGAAUGAUGAUGGUGCAGACUCUUUCGCAGUACACUUUUGUCUAUGGAGUUCUCAUUCAGUUUCUCAAAAGUUCUAGACUUAUCUAAUCCCUGCCACUUCCUAAGGGACACUGCAAGAGUUUACAGAAAGGAAAUCACAGUUGUCCAGAUAGACCUGGUGUUUUCUUUGUAUGAUGAAUCACACAGUUAUCUUUUAGAGCUGCUGUGUACCUGUUAAACCUGAGUCAGUGUAACAGUCCCUACAAAGUAGGAUCUUCGCUGGACUAAAUUCUUCCCGUGUUCAGCUGCAGUCAUAUUAAGAAAGAAUUUCACUGGUCUGUAGUACUUACACAUGUUCUUUGGAGUGGUGUUACUCUGGGCAAAAUAUCAUGGAAUGGAAGUACACAGCACAAUUUUACUAACAUUAUGUUUUGAAACAUAAUUUUUGACUGUGUGAAAGCUAAAAUCUGUAGGAGCACAUGGAGUGAGAAACCUGCUCCUUGGGAAUGUCAAGGUCUUAUGCAGUUUCAUUCUGCUUUCAAUUUUAUAUUUAGAACAAUACAUCUAUAUUUUUAAAAACGAACUUUUGGUUUCCUCUGAUUUAUUUAGAAAAAUUGGCAGCUCUUAGAUAUUUCAAGCUGUUGCUUUAAUGACAGUUAUUUUUAUAUUCAUAAUUUUUAAAUUAAAAAACCCAAAACACCACAACACAAAACUUUUGAAACAGAACAAUAUUUUCAGAGGAGAAGACUGACAGUGUUUGAAAAAACUUUUCAAAAAUCAUGCAGAAAGUCCUAGGGGAAGCUAUUGGUAAUUAGUUGUAGUGCCAUGUAAUAGAAUUGACAAGUGAAAGAUAAUGGCAACUGUUGGUAACUUCCAUUUGAGUGGAGGCAUUUCUACCUGAAACAAGCAGGAGAAAAAUAUUUUAAGUAUCUGCGAGGUUAUUGGAAACAAAUGGAUGAAAGUACAUAUUCAGUAUUAUUCAUAUGUUUAGAGGACAGUUUGAUUUUACUGGCUGAAAUCAAAGUGGAUGCAAAUGUUUUAAGCACUUUUUUUUUUCUCUGUUAUUUAUGUAGUUAAACAUAGGUAAUAUAAUCAUGCAUUGUUGCAUAUGGUAAUAUACCAUUACUAACCUGAUAUUUUAGGAAGAGGCUUUUAAGCUGAUGAAAUGAGAGAACCAAAAUGGGAGUAAGAAGGUGCACAGUGGUGAAGCAGAAGUGGUGGUAUGAAGCAGAGUGGAGGAGGUGUGGCAGCUGUGAUUGCUCGUUUACACAGUGCAAAGAUGACUAUUCAAAAUGUUAGUGUUCCCAGCCAAGAAAGCCGUUAAAGCACUGGAAGUUUCUGUAGAAUCCUCCAGAUUAUUUUGUCAGCACUAGAACAGCUUUUGCUAAUGCUGUGCAGCAUUGCAAAGAAGAGGAUUUGAGAACACUUGUAGAGUGUAAGAGCUGUUAGAGGUAACACUGGAGAUGUGGGUAUUUUAGUAGCUGUGUAGGUGGCUGAGUCAAUGGCUGUGGCAUGGACCUGAAGAUGAGUCAUGCCUUUGGUAGUUUCUAUUUUGUCCCAUGGAGGCUGAUCUAAUGACAGUAUCCCUAAAUAAUCCUCUGUCUGUGGUUUUCAGGUGGGGACAGUAUGGUUUUAGCUGCCUUUUGAGAUGCUGAGUUGAAAACCUAUUCAAAAAUGAGCUAUAACUUUUAUAUAUCUGGUUUAAUUUCAAAAAGACCCUAUAGUAGACCAGUCUGCUGGAAUGCUUAAGUGUCCAUUUCCCUUGAUACCUGCUUAGUGAAAUGAAAUGAAAUGAAAUGAAAUGAAACUAAAAGUAAUUUUUAUCAGUGCUGAAAUUAUAUUAUUUUUCUGAGCUCUCACAAGGGUUUGGAAACUAUUGAAACCCUUUCAAAAUAAUAAUUGUGUCCCAAAACAUUAAUUAAGAAUGAUAGAUGGGUUGCCUUAAUUUUCUCUAUAAUAAGCUACUUCCACAAAACACACAGUCCAAAUGACAUUGUGCUAAUAUGUAAUUCUGUACAAAAUCUUUUACUUUAAGGCACACUGUAUUGAUCUGGUGCUUUUAGGUCUGCUUGGAGGCAGUCUGAAUUUUUGUACUCUCAGUAUAAGUUAGAUCGAAUAUUUCAGACUAGGGAAAAGAAAUGUUGUUCUUACAUAAAUUUCCUAGGAAUAAUUAAUUGCCAAAUGUAAAACUGGAAGUCCAGAGGAAACCAGUUAUCAAAGACUGAUUCUUUACAUAUAAAUCUUGCAAACAAACCAAGCUGACAUUUCUGUGUUGAAAGACGUAUUGAAAGAAACCAACAUUCUUAGCUAUUUGUAUCAUGCUGUGUUUUAAAAACAUGUUUAAUUUUUGCCACAGUUUACUGCUAUCUGCAGAAAUCUUUUUAAAUGGAAGGGCAGGCUCUAAAAUGUAGCUUGUACCUUUUCUGUGUCUAAAUUUUGGACUGUGAUCUUCAUAACCUCAUAAAUACAGUUUUAAUGACAUGAUGGGCAACUAGAACUUCAAGCAACAGCUUUCAGCUGUUCAGCAGUUACUGGAACAGAAUAUCAGCUUCUAGGCAUUAGAAGGAGCAGUUAUAAGAAACAAUUUAAUCCAGUACUUAUAGGAUUAUCUGAGGUGGAUGAGGAAAUGUGUGUCUUUUGGCUUAUUUUUCUGUUUCUGUUUUGCUGAAAGAAUUUGUGUUCACUUUUAGAGGCAGUUGCUCUCCAAUAUGAUAGUCACAGUCUUGAUUUUUAUUUUUAAGCAUAACACUGCUACCUCCUCCCCUUCAGCUUUCAGUUUUGUCCAUCAGCAGUCUGUUUUUGCCUUAAUAGACUUGACCUUAGUAGACUUGACUUCAUGUGAACUUUCCUGCUGACGAGUGCAGGAUUGUGUUUGUAUGUAAGCAUAAGGCUUUGAGUGAGCAUUGAAAACAAGCAGUUUCUCUUCUAAAGAUACCAAAUCAAAUUAUACUUCACAAUCCCCUGUAACAAAAUGAUUUUUAAAACCAUUGUUUAGAUUUUCAGUUAACUUAUAAAAGACAAUUCAGUUUUUAGCACUUUGUUCUGAGCCUUGGAAAGGGAUGAAUUUUUAUUUGUAGUUGUGCUGGGCGCUUCAUGAAGCGUUGGACGUUAGAAGAACAUCCACUGUCCAAAUCCAGUCACAGUGUGAGUCGGAGGUGGGUUUAUUUGUCAAAAGCUUAAAAUUUCACUAUAAGCCUGUCCAUUUUGCCAAAUGUGUUUCUGUUUUUACAGGGAUGAAACCAGAUCAUUAUGCAAGAUUUGAACGGAUUUUGUUUAGUAAGAAAAGUUGUAUGAAGACAUUCUUGCAGUAAAUGGCAAAAAUGAUGCUGAUCUCUAGGGAUGUCAGAGCUCUCAGGGACAAAUAAAGGUGCUAUAUACUGUCGAGACAGACUUGACUGUCUUUGUUGGCUAGGUGGAAGAUGCAUUUUAGGAUCAAAUUUUACGAAGAGUCAGGAGAAGAACCCGCAUAUUGUAGCAAGGACUUCUGCACAUUUCAUUUCUUUCUUGGUUGUUCUGAUGGGAGAUUUUUGGCCAGUGAAUCUUUGUAGUUUUGGGCUAGAAGCUCUUCUCUAAGAAGCUAAGUCAGAGCCCUGUCCAUUGCAAAGAUAUCACUGACUUAGCUGGAUUAUCUGUAGCCUGCAGCUCCCUCCUGGCCCUGUUGGGUGAGGAAGAAGCUCUGUGCCACACUGGGGAGUUUUGCAGAGCCUCUGCAGCCUGCACAGCAGUGCCCUCCUUCUCUGCUGGACCCUGGGAAGAGCAGGAAAACUUUUAAGCCUUAGUGUUGCACUCAUUGCAAUACCUUUUGCACAAGUGAACAAUAAACACUACAAGUGCAGGGUGCUACAGUUUAUAUGUAGAAAUAUAUUUAAUCCAAAGCAGGUGAGCAAGGCAGGGUCCCUGUAUUUUUGUGGAUGAAGAGCUGCUUUUAGUUAUCAUCAAGAUUUAGGGGAGAAAGUAAAAUAAAGUAAUAACAAAUAAAAGUAAAAUAAAUUUGUACUAAAAUGGAAAAGAUUCUUGACAUUUUGAGAAAUUUAUUUCUGGUUUCUCAUCUAAUCCUCUGUGUAUCUGUUUGAAGUGGACAACACUUGGAGCAAUUUUCUCCAAAAUAGCUCCUUUAAAUUUAAUAAGUAAGACUACCUGAAGCUGCUGCUACAUAUUUCCUGUUGGAGCAGCUGUUAAAGUUGAGUAGCUCAUAGAUUUCAGUGGCCUCUGGACCAAACUUGGGAGCUGCAGGGUUGUUUAUCAUACAAGCUAGCUGUGUAAUGAGACCUCAGUUUUAAUAUCAGUAGCAUUAUUAAAUCCCUGGACUUAAAAAUAGUGAACCCAUUACUAUAUUUCAAUAGCUAGUUCAAAUUAUUAAUUUAAAAGAUCAGUGCUUCAGUUGCUAAGAACUCAGUGCUUUAGAGUUUAGGGUGGUUUUGAUUUUGUUUUCUUACAAUACUGCAAAGUCAUGCAAAGCCAGAGUCCAGUCCUGCAAGAUGCAAAAUUCCUGCAGUUCUUCUGUGGGAAUUAAAAUGGGCUUAUUGCCAAUGAAAGCUUGAGCCCUUCAGGCAUGAAUGCUCACAUGUCUGCUUUAAAUUUAAAUACAGAUUACAAGAAUUAACCAAAAGAAUGCAGCAGGAAUGUGCAUACAGGAAGGUACAGCAUUCAAAGGAAAAGUAGCUGAGAAUUCAGAAGAAAUUGUCUUGUCUUGGACAAGAGAAUUCAAAAUUUUGGACAUAGACAGGAGGAUUUGAGGAGUGGCAGAAGGCAUUUGGAGGAGGAUUUGGAAUGUUUUGUAUCCACAGCAGAGCUGCUAGAAAGGUUUGAGUCAUAUGGUAUGUUUUUCAUGGCAUGGUAGGGUAAGUGAAUAUGCAGUUAUAGGUGUUAUUUUUACUGGCUUUUUAAAAUGUGAUUUUUUUAAAACUCCAAAUAUUUUUUCAGAGGCUCUGUUAUUUUUACGUAUCUUCCUUUCCAACUGUAUUGAAUAAAAUCUGUCAGCUCAAUUUCUGUUUAAUUAUUAAAGGUCAGAUUUUUCAAACCACAGCCUCUGGUUUUACAGAUGCAAAAUGCAGGGGGAAUAGGCGUUUUUUUUUGUAAUUUGGCAGUGAUGACUUCUAAUGGAUGCAGGUGAGAUGAUUUGAAAGUCUGAAUAUGUUAUGAAUGAGGCCAGGUGUUUACAGUUGGUGUGAGUUGCACCAAGGUAAGGCCGGGCUGACAAAGAGGCUCUUGAAAUACGGAAUUUAACAUAUGCUUAGAAGUUCUGUUGCAGUCCAGCAUUUGCAAAGCAGGUACAUUAAAAUAAUGUAAUACUGUGCUAAGGUAAGGGAAAAAAUCUUAAACUUUUAACUGCUGUUACAAACAUGUCUGUAAAAACAAGUUAAAGAAUAACAUUUCUUAGGAAGAUCCUGCUGGGGACCAGCUAACUUGGUGUAUUCUGUUGGAAGCACAUAUGUUACUUUAAGGUCUAACUGGGCUGAAAAAAAAAAUUUGUUAACUUCAAUGAACAUUUCAAAAACUUUUGCUAAAUAGCCUUUGGUUCUAUUCUUUGCUAUUUUCCACAUGAUGCUGCGUUCAGUGGGGCAGAAUAAUAUCCAGGGUAUUUGCUUUGUAGAAGUCUGUUCUUCAGCCCUACUUAGGGGAUGAAGAUAGAAACCAAAUUUAAAGAAUCUGAUGAACAGAGUUUACACAGAUCCAGCCUGUGGCAAGUCAGAGAGCAAGUCUGUAGAUAUUGUAACAUUCUUUUGGUUCAGAUAUACAGCAAUCCAAACUACCAAAUUAUUAGUUUUACGAGUACAGUUUCAGAAGGUGCCUAACUUUUAUAAAGGGAAUUUAAAUGCUGUUUUUCAAUUUGGAAAUAUUUAGGUGAAAUUAGGAGACUUUAAUAUUUUAAAGACAUUGCAAAUGUCAUUAAUUUUUAAAAUGGUAGGAAACUUGAUGGGGAUAACCCCUGAAAAAUCCUCAAGUAUGUCACCUUGCUAAUCCUGGAUAAUUCUGACAGACAAGGUGUGUAUGCUCUUUACAAAGAUACUUGCUUAAAUUGCUUUGAAAUACCCAACGUGCCUGUCCUCUUUAUGGCUUAUCUGAGGACUUGGAUGGAAAUUUUAGAGGCUUUAUUUGGCAAGUCAGUAAGCAUGUACUCUCCUGCACACUGCUGAAAUCUCUCCAUUCAGUUAAAGCAAAUGGGUGUUUGAAGUCCCAACAGCAGUUUUGUAGGACUGAAUUCUUAAUGUCAGAGGAACAUGGGAUCUGGCUCCAUUUUCUUCAUUUUCAUUUGAGCCAGUAUGCAAGGAUUUAAAUGGGACUUUGUUUAAACAGUAGCAAACAUGAAGUAUUAUUUUCUAGUACCAAGCUAGUGGUUUAUGUCUAUUUUUGCUGUCUUGUCACGAAUAUUGUAAAAAUGUAUAAUCAAACCAGCUUUAAUUCUUGUAAAACUGAAAUUGGUUUGUAAAACAAUGUAUAAAUUGUGUUUCAUAGAGAGAAAAGCUUGUAUUACUGAAUGUAAUAUAUGUGAAACGAAUAUAUUAUAGUCUAUUUUUGCCAUGGAAAUAAAUAUUUGAAGCAGCUAUGAGUUUUUAUUGUUCCAUUUUAAAAGGAAAAAUCUGAGAACUUACUGUUCAUGUGCAGUGCUAAGCUGGGACUUUGCCUUCAGUACACAAAGGUGCAAUCCCUCUUCUAAAGUGCUGCAAGUACUGGAUAUAAACUUAGGCCGUCAAAUACUAAGAGCUGUUAUCUUUGUAGUAGGAAAAUCUUGUGCCUGCUGCCCUGUCAUUGUUGUUCACAAUGUUUCGCACUUUCUGAAGCCAUUUUUGGUACUGAGCUUUCAAUUUCCCUGUAACCUUUAAUGUAGGAGGGAUUAAAAUGUUUUGAGAAUUGCAGAACCCUUUCCAAAAGGAUGUGAGAGGAAACAGUUGAUUGUAUGAUUGGACCUGCUACCAACAACUAACACUGAAGUUUUUCUUCAUUUUAUAUUUGGCAUUUAUUUAAAAAGGUAGGUGGUACAAAGGCUUG
This is a messenger RNA of Myiozetetes cayanensis, 11204 nucleotides long. It is a transcript of the gene PTPN21, whose product is annotated as protein tyrosine phosphatase non-receptor type 21. The coding region runs from base 720 to 4322 and encodes 1200 amino acids. The transcript has 21 exons. The record is from RefSeq and is a predicted model, not a curated record. Lineage: Eukaryota; Metazoa; Chordata; Aves; Passeriformes; Tyrannidae. Gene Ontology annotation, cellular component: cytoskeleton. Gene Ontology annotation, biological process: protein dephosphorylation. Gene Ontology annotation, molecular function: protein tyrosine phosphatase activity.